CUCUCCCUCUCCCUCUCCCUCUCCCUCUCCCUCUCACUCUCACUCUCCCUCUCACUCUCACUCUCUUUCUGAGUUCUGAAUCUAAAACGACAUACUGGAAUGCAGGAUCCGCCAAGUAUCAAGCCAAACCCUGAUCCACAACUCCCCUCCAAUGUACCCUCCACCACCCAAGCACUGCCCACUUUCCCUAACCCCACCACUUUCCGAGGCUCUUAUCACCGGCGAGCCCAGUCCGAAGUUCAAUUCCGGAUCCCCGACGACCUGGAUCUCGCCUCCGACCCCUUUGAAGCAAUUGGGUCCGAAGACAACUUGUUCUGCAGCUACAUGGACAUCGAGAAGCUGGGCGGAUCAUCUAAGGGACUCGACGACGGUUCUGGCGCUGCCGGGUCUUCCAGUGCUGGAUCGGGUCAUAAGCCCAAGGGAGAAGAAAUGAGUGGCCGGUCGGGGAUGAGGGAGAAGAUUAAUGAAGGGGGAAAGGGAAGGCAUAGGUAUAGUAAUUCAGUUGAUGGUUGUUCGCUAAUGGAGUCGAUUGAAGCUAAGAAAGCUAUGGCUCCUGAUAAGCUUGCUGAAUUGUGGACUGUUGACCCUAAGAGAGCCAAAAGGAUCAUUGCAAAUCGGCAGUCAGCUGCUCGCUCGAAAGAGAGAAAAGCUCGAUACAUAUCUGAACUGGAGAGAAAAGUCCAAACACUUCAAACAGAAGCUACUACUCUUUCUGCACAACUAACCCUUUUCCAGAGAGAUACAAUUGGCUUGACUAGUGAGAACACCGAGCUUAAGCUUCGGCUACAAGCUAUGGAACAGCAGGCUCAGCUGCGGGAUGUUCUAAAUGAAGCACUAAAGAAGGAAGUAGAGAAGCUCAAGAUGGCUACGGGAGAAAUGUCGACACCCGCAGAUAACUUUAAUUUAGCAAUGCACCAUAUGCCGUUCACCCAGUCUUCUUUCUUUCCUCCCCAGCCACGGCAAGUUGAAUCCCAAAAUAUGCCAAUGCCAUCAUUUCAUUCCUUGCAAUCUAACAUGUUGACACCUAAUCAGCCCGUGGUAGGUGCCUCCAGCUCGCAUGCCUUUGCUGAUAUGAUUCAACAGGAUCCCCUUGGCCGAUUGCAGGGUCUUGAUAUCAGUAGCCGAGAUAAGCACUUAGUGAAAUCUGAAGGCCCUUCAAUAUCUUCCGGUGAAAGUAGUGGAACGCUGUGAUACAGAUUUCGCUGAUCUACAUCGUGCCCUGUCCUAUAUGUUGGGUUGUUCAUAGAUUGACCUUAUUGACAUCAAAAGGUACUGUUCGUUUGAAUUCAUAAGUUUUAAUGUGAUUGCGAAUUUAGUUUUCUCGGUAGCUUUGCUAGUUCUUCAGUCAUUCAAGAUUUUUUCCUUGUUGCAUUCAACUCAAAUUUUUUCGGAGUAAUGAUGUGGGAGUAGAAGUUUGGUCCUAGGAGUAGAUUAAUGGAGCAUCUCGAAUCAGCUGCUGCCAUUUCUUUUGUCUUUUAAGUAUUGUUUAAACAUUAAAGUUGUAUUUCUGGUGUAUUUCUUCAAAAAUGGUGGUUUUUGUUUCAGUCUAGGACUCUCCCUCUCUAG
Molecule: messenger RNA, 1566 nt
Organism: Hibiscus syriacus
Lineage: Eukaryota; Viridiplantae; Streptophyta; Magnoliopsida; Malvales; Malvaceae
Product: bZIP transcription factor 18-like
Exons: 4
Coding region: 100-1191 (363 amino acids)
Biological process (GO): regulation of DNA-templated transcription
Cellular component (GO): nucleus
Molecular function (GO): DNA-binding transcription factor activity
Source: RefSeq, a predicted model, not a curated record